GCCGGAGCUAUCACUUGGAUGACCAGCCUUACGGAAGAAUGGGAUUUCGAGUGUCCUCCCAACAAACCUAUCAAAAAUAUCAUAGCAGAUUAUUAUAGUAACUACAGAGACCGAGUUUGGAACAUCUCUUGUAGUGAGACAGAGAUCGAUGUCAACUUUACCCACUGUGAAUGGAGCAUCUACGUCAAUGAGUUCAAACAUCUUCUCAUUUACCAAUGUCCCAACGAUGGAGUGCUGACAGGUACGAAAAGGUUCAGUAGCAGUGUAAGAUAAGAAUGAUACUAAUACGUCUAAACAAACCAGGUACUUACAUUGAUUAUGGCAGGUACUGAGAGAUUCAAUAGCAGUGUAAGAUAGGAAUGAUUAGGAAUGUGGCCCCGCGGGGGGGGGGGGGGGGGAGGUGAUUAUGGGGGAGGGGGGGCUUGAACAAAAAUUGAAAAUGGCAUGUGAAAAUAAAUAUAACUUGAUCAAUGGCAGGUACUGAGAGAUUCAAUAGCAGUGUAAGAUAGGAAUGAUUAGGAAUGUGGCCCCGCGGGGGGGGGGGGGGGGGGAGGGGAUUAUGGGGGGGGGGGGGCUUGAACAAAAAUUGAAAAUGGCAUGUGAAAAUAAAUAUAACUUGAUCACCGUUUAUUUAACUUUAUUUUUCGUUUAAAACGUAAAAAAAAUAUCGAAAAUGAAUAAUAAAGUAUUGCAAAUUUUAAACAUCAGUCCAGAGCAGUUACUACGCCUUUGAUUUUUUUUUUUUUCAAAUGUUUAAAAAAUUAUCAACGUUCUCUCCAAGGCAUGGCAUCUUAUUUCGUGGCAUCAGAAAUUUUUGACAGGAGAUAUCAAUUCCUCUGUUGCUACCCGCUUUCAUACGUCACGCACGAGUGCCGGCACACCAAAUUUAUUAAUGAGCAUUCCGUGUUACUGAGCUACAGAUUCCCGGACAACAGGGUCCUGCGCGGUGUGAUCAGUCGACUGGUGUACUCUGACUAUAAGCCAGAUCGCCUUUGGAGUUUGAAUAUUUGUAAACUG
Lymnaea stagnalis (great pond snail) is the source of this 1017-nucleotide messenger RNA. Lineage: Eukaryota; Metazoa; Mollusca; Gastropoda; Lymnaeidae. The record is from the annotation of a GenBank genome assembly.